CAUUCUGAUUUAUCAAAAAGAAAAUUAAUAUAUUUGGACAAUCACACGGCAUUGAUGUGAUUAUGCAUGCUUCUGAAUUUUUUUCCCCUCUAAACUUUAAUGGUGUUGAAAAUAUAUUCCUGCUUUCAUUUGUUAGACCUUUAGUCAUUUUGUUUUAAUGAAGUAUUUUAAAUCUCGGAUCCAGAGUUUUACCUCCUUGGGGACCAAUGACCAAUUUUGUAUGAGUUUGUUCCCUUUUGUUUGAUUUUGCCUUUGAAAUAAAUUGCUUUUGUUUUACUUUCUUGGAGUGGGUUAAUAGCUGAGAAGUUUCUGUUUGUGGCAAGGGAUGAAACAUUCAUAACAUUAUAUUCCAGUUCUAAUAGCUGAGAAGUUUCUGUUAGUGUCCAAAUGGCAUUUUGGUGUAUUGGUUAGAUACUUAACACUCAAGGCUAAGGGCCUCUUUGUAUCAGCAAAAUCUGCCCUGUAAUGAGAAUUUAAGAAUAACAGGUCAGACCUGUUACCGCCGCAUUCUCAUUUUGGAUUGAGAACAUAUGUGUCUGCCUUAUUCCUGAACUGGCAGUUUUAUUUUUAUUUAUUUUUAUUUAUUUUUUUUAGCACAGGGUCUUGUUCAUUUGGCAUACCGCAUAUGUACUUGAGGAUGAAUGCUUCUUCUUCUUCUUCUUCUUCUUCUUUUUGUUCUGAAAUUCUGAUUCCUUUCAAUUCACUUUCAUUGCAGUUGUUGCCUUUGGAUCUUUGUUGUCAUUUUCUUCUUGCUGAAUGUUGAUGGAUGUUCAUGAUAGAGCCUUGUUCUAUUACAUGCUUUUACAAUACGAUGUAGCCGUAGCAGAACGUGUGGUUGACCCUCCCAAGCAAGCAGUUUCAGUCUUUGCUGAUACGCAGAGCAGUGAAGUCAAAGAUCACAUAUUUGAUGAAUUUAACGACCUCUCUGUUGUAUAUCAGAAGGAGGCAUUUUCCUCCCGCAAUUUUAUUAGACUAUACAAUUCUCAGUAUUUCUUGUUGGUUGCCCUUUUCUUUUUCUCCCUUUUAUGUUUGCUCGUCUUCAAAGCUUUCUUAUGAAGUUCAUUCAGGAAGAAGAAGAAGAAAAAAUCUGAUGUAGUUUUCGAGUUCUCUGCUGAACCUAAUUCGUUGGGGUAAGGCUUAGAUGAUGAUGAUAAUGAGUUUUGAAGUUUC
This is a messenger RNA of Magnolia sinica, 1170 nucleotides long. RefSeq names its product beta-adaptin-like protein A. The record is from RefSeq and is a predicted model, not a curated record. The transcript has 2 exons. Bases 757 to 1056 code for a protein of 99 amino acids. Lineage: Eukaryota; Viridiplantae; Streptophyta; Magnoliopsida; Magnoliales; Magnoliaceae.